Molecule: messenger RNA, 9166 nt
Organism: Culex pipiens pallens (northern house mosquito)
Lineage: Eukaryota; Metazoa; Arthropoda; Insecta; Diptera; Culicidae
Exons: 38
Coding region: 148-9108 (2986 amino acids)
Biological process (GO): regulation of transcription by RNA polymerase II
Cellular component (GO): nucleus
Molecular function (GO): zinc ion binding; RNA polymerase II transcription regulatory region sequence-specific DNA binding; DNA-binding transcription factor activity, RNA polymerase II-specific
Source: RefSeq, a predicted model, not a curated record
CUUAAAGUACGCAGCCACCGGCAAGCUGUUUCUGAACCAAAACAAUCAAUCUAGCUAAAUGAUUUAAGUUUAAUUUCGUUUCAAAUACUUGUUUGUACAUUAUUGUUGGAAUCAAUUGCAUUGCCAGAACUUCGACGAAACCCUAUCAUGAACGGAACAUCAAGCUCGCCGGGGCGUCCCAAGCGGAAUGUGACCAUUCGAGAUUACAGCCUGCUGUUCAAGCGACCACCGAACAUCCAGAAGACCAAGAGUGCUCGUGUUCCGAGCAGCGAAUUUUGGACGAAUCCGGAAGUUGCAGUCAAAGAGGAAGUGCCAUUUGUAGUCUACGAAACGGAUGCCAAUCUGAGCGAGGAAAUCGAUAUCAAACCGGAACUCGAAGACGGUUCCAGCGGUGCCGAGGUCGAUGCGACAUCGUUUUCCGAAGCUAUCGUAAAGGACGAACUUAUCAUAGAGGAUGUCUUGGAUGCCGUGGAGGAGGAGGAUGUUGAGUGGGUGGUGGAAGAAGGUCAGGUUGAGGACCGUCCAGCUCAGGACGAUGUUAGGCUUGAAAGCAACGUUUCAUGUGGGAAGGAACGUGUGGAUCUUAAAAGGCGUGGUCGACCGCCUAAAUCGAAAAAAAUAGUGAAAAGGGUUAAAAAGUCAGAGCUCGGCAAAUCCGAUGCCGAUGUUUUGAUCUCCAGCGGGCGCAAGUUCAAGCGAAAACAUCUGUGCGAAAUAUGCGGAAGAAAGUUUACCAACAGGAAGGGUCUCUCCGUUCAUAAGCAGGCCCACGCGAAGCGACAGCCUUCGGUGGUGGUCACAGAACCGCCGCAGGUUCCCACGCCGGAUAAAAGUGGCCUCUUCCAGUGUUCCGAAUGUUCGAAAAAGCUGACGUCGCGCGAAAAUUACGUUGCCCAUUACAAGUGGCACAUGUAUCUGAAACAGAUCGGCAUUGAGUGCAACGUCUGCGGUGAGUUGUUUGAAUUCCAGAAUACACUCAAAAUGCAUUUGAGAACACAUGUGAAAGAAAUUGACUCAAGCGUGAAGGUUGUCGAGGAUGAAAACGGAUUGUUCAGAUGUUCCGAGUGCAUGAGCACUCACGUUAGUCGAGUCAAUUGUAUCAACCAUAUCCGGACCCAUGCCAACAACUUCCGGUGUGCAACCUGUGGAAAGUUCUGGGAGUCGGAGAAGCAUCUUCGGAAGCACGAGAAGAUACACGAGAGAACACUCGCCAAUUCCAUCGUAGUCGAAACGAACGAGAACGGAUUGUUCAAGUGCAGCGAGUGCCCCAAAGUCUACAUCCAGCGAACUCUAUGCGUCAGCCAUAUGCAUCGCUUCCAUGGGAUAAAACCUUUUAAAAUCCAGACCGAGCCAACUCCUCCGGAAGGUGCCGAAACAUCAUCCAACAAAUGUCCAGAAUGCAGCAAAACAUUUACGAAUCCAGUCGCCUACGAUCAGCACAUGCGAAGACAUCGAAACGUCAGCGAAGGUCGCUUCAAGUGCAAGGAAUGCGGACAGAACAUGCCAACGAAGUCUAUGCUCGGCAGCCACACCUUAAUGCACCGGCGCCUCCGCCAAAAUCCGGACGGAAAUUUCACCUGUGUCAAGUGCGACAAAGACUUUCCCAGCUGGAAUUCAUUGUCUCGCCAUGUUACAUCGCACAAAAGGAUAACCAAAAAUUGUCUCUACAAGUGCAAGUUGUGUGAAAUGACCUACGUUUCGCUGCAAGCCCUGGUCAAGCACCGAUUGGUCAGCCAUCCUGGAGACGAUUUCGAUCGGGAAUCCACGAUCGUAACCGAGUUGCCAGCGGAGGACGGCCUGAGUACGUCCGCCACGGUUGAGCUAAAAUGUCCCGAGUGCGACAAAACCUACACGGACCGGGGGAAACUGCGAGUUCACCUAAACAAGCACAACAACAUUAGGGCUGGGCGGUUCCAGUGUAAGCACUGUGGACGGCGAUUUGGAGACAACCGUUCACUAAACCUUCACAAAAAGAAAGGAUGUGAGGAGGAGUCUACAGAAAAUUCCGAUGGCAAAUCCUGGGUCUGCGUAGAGUGCAACAAGACGUUUUCAAAUCCUUACACCUUUCAACAGCACAUUUACGCACAUAGGGUUGUGUCGGCAGGCAAAUACAAGUGUGAAACAUGUGAGAAGUGUUUCAAGGGAAAAUACGCGCUCACGAGACAUGAACAAAAUGCGCACCAAAAGAAGAUAAAGACUGAAGCAAAACAGUUGGUCAUAGACGCCAGAAAGUCGGAAGCAGAAAAGGUUCGCAAAGUUGUGGAAAAGGACGAAAAUGGCUUCUUUAAGUGUCCGGACUGUGACAAGCGCUUCAAGUACCGAUUGAAAUAUAUUAUCCAUGCUCGGCAACAUGUCGCUUUGAAGGAAGGAUUUUACAAGUGCAAAAUAUGCGAAUCGGCUUUCAAAUCAAGCGGCGAACGGAAGCAACAUGAACGUACCCAUGAGAAACACAAUUCCAGAAUGUUGGGCGACCCGUAUGCGUUGAUAUGUCCCGAAGCAACUCUGACGGAAGAAAGUGGCAUGUUCAAGUGUUCAGCAUGUGAGAAGACCUUUGAACAACGGCCCGAAGGUCUGCGUCAUGUCCUGAGGCAUGUCCAUGUAAAGCGAGAAAGGGUCCAAUGCGACUUGUGCCCUUUGACAUUUGCCAACAAAAAGUAUCUCGAAAAACAUCAAACAGAGCACGCGACUUCAAAGGACGUUACGGCUAGUGAAUCAACCAGCAGCGGUGGCUCGGAAGAUUCGGAAAAGGUUGAAGAAAGCGGGUUUAAGUGUACCGUUUGCAACAAGACAUUUUGGAACGAGCGUCGAUUCGAUAUUCACAUUCAAAGGCAUAAAGUUAUCAAGGAGAGCAGAUUUCCCUGCAAGCUGUGUGGUUUGCGCUGUGGAAGCACAGCAGAAUUAAGAAAACACGAGCAGACGCAUGCUAGGAAACAACAGCCCAUGCUUUUGUCUGGGGAGAAAGUGCCUCCGAUAAUUUUGGAAAGAAACAACCACACCGUUUACAAGUGUCCCGAGUGCGCCUUGAUAUUCACCAAACAGCGGGCCUAUUUCAUCCAUGCCCAAAACCACCUUAACGUCAAAAACGGAACCUUCAAGUGUGAAACCUGUGGUACCUGCUGCUCAAGCAGGAAGAAAUUGGCGUUGCAUAUGGUACAACAUCGAGAGGGAAAAGUUGUCACGCAAACACAGCCGGAUAAUCUUCUUUACGAAUGCCCCGAAUGUGGCAAAAAGUUUUCUCGUCGAGCUUACUUAAUCAAACACGUGCAGAGGCAUGAAGCCUUGGAAAAUGGCACUUUCCAGUGCAAGGUAUGUGCCAAGUUCUUUGGAUCUCGUGUUCUACUAAUCCGGCACGAAACGAUCCAUGAGCCCGUGGACAUCGAAGAACCAAGCUCGUUCUGUUACGAAACCAUGGUAAAGGAAGAACUUAUCAUCGAGGACGAGCUCGAGCCCUCACCCGAAAAAGAUGAUGGCCAGGAUCGAACUGCAGCAGACGAAAGCGACUUGGAGGACAUUCCGAAAUCCUCGAAAGGCCAGCCAAGCAACAAAAAAUGGCACUGUGAAAAAUGUAACAAGUCGUACCAUAGCUCAGGUGCUUUCAGCACGCACAAGACGCGCCAUAAAGCGUUUGAAACUGGCCGGUUCGCGUGUCAGCAGUGUGAAAAAUGUUUUUCGGACAAAAAUGCGCAAACGAAACAUGUACAAAAUGUGCACAGAGAGAAAAGAAGUAUCAAAGCAAUACAGUUGAAAUCGGAAGAUGAACGGGACUCCAAAGCUGAGGAAAAGGACGAAAAUGGCCUCUUCAAGUGUCCGGACUGCGAUAAGCGCUUCGAGGUCCGCAACAGUUACACUUCACACCUUCGGCAGCACCUUGCUAUGAAGCAAGAACGGUACAAGUGCAAGAUAUGCGAGUUGAUGCAAGAAUUCUCAGUGAAAACGGAAUCCGACUUCGAAAUGAAGUCCACACUGGAGGAUAGCCAAAACCACCCAGAAUCUAAAGAAACGACCUCUUUCUGUUACGAAACUGUGGUCAAGGAGGAAGUUAUCCUAGAAGACGAAUGUGUUCCAUCGGAAGUGGAGAGCGAGGAGCAACUUCCCUCUGGUAGUGAAGAAGACCCCAACAAAAAAAUCAUGGUUUGCGAAGAAUGCAACAAAUCGCACGCGGCCAUGAAGGAAGGCAAAUAUCAAUGCAAGAUUUGCAGUAUGCGACACGCAUCUGACCGCGAGUUGAAAAUUCACACAAAGAAGCACGAAAUGAACGUGGAAAUGCCGUCAGUUCCACCUCCAGUUAUAAUUGUAAGAAAUGAUCACAGUGCAUUCCAAUGUCCCGAGUGCGGUAUGGUGUUCACCGUCCGGCGUGCCUACAACAACCAUGCGCAAAGACAUAUAAAUAUACGAAAUGGCAUGUACAAGUGCGAUAUUUGCGAAAAGAUGGCCAAAAUCACGGUGAAAACGGAACCCGAUUACGAAAUGCACUCCACCCUGGAGGAUCAGCAAACGCAGCAGGAGGGAUCUGAGGAUAUGACUUCUUUCUGUUACGAAACUGUGGUCAAGGAGGAAGUUAUCCUGGAAGACGAAUUUAUUUCACCAGAAGAGGAGAGCGCCAGAGAGUGUAAUAAGGCAUUUGCCACGGAAAACAAAAGCCACAUCAAACGAGCUCACGAGAAACAUGCACAGAAGAGCUCGGAGGUUUCCGUGCUGGAAGAGGAUGGAGUCUUCAUCUGCAGUAAAUGUAACAAAACGCACGAGGCCAUGAAAGAAGGCAAAUAUCAAUGCAAGAUUUGCAGUAUGAUGGCCGAAAUUACGGUGAAAACGGAGCCCGGUUACGAAAUGCACUCCACCCUGGAGGAUCAGCAAACGCAGCAGGAGGAAUCUAAGGCCACGACUUCUUUCUGUUACGAAACUGUGACGAAGGAAGAAGUAAUCCUGGAAGACGAAUUUGUUUCGCCAGAAGAGGAGAGCGCCACCAAACAAGAUAUGUUUUGUGAAGAAUGCAACAAAUCGUUCACAAAUCGAGCGCUUUUCAGAACUCACAAGUAUAAACAUAAGGUUGUCAAAGAGGGAAAGUAUACCUGCCAAAUCUGCGAUAAGUGCUUUAGAGACAAAUAUGCUCUGACCAUUCACCUGCAGGGCAUUCAUCUGGUGUCCAAGCUCACUAAAAACAAAAAGAACGAAGAAUUGAACGAACCGGAUGUUAAACAGUUUCCAAAAACCAUCACGAACGAAAAUGGACAAUUCAAAUGCACCGAGUGUGACGAGAGAUUUGAGUUCCAGUACCUGCAGCAGCGACACAUUCGAAGGCAUUCGGCAUUGAAGCAAGGGUUGUACAAGUGCGAAGAGUGCAAUAAGGCCUUUGCUACGCCCAGUGAAAUCAAAAGUCACCUCAAACGAGCUCACGAGAAACAUGCACAGAAGAGUUCGGAAGUUUCCGUGCAGGAAGAGGAUGGAGUGUUUAUCUGCAGUAAAUGUAACAGGAAGUUUGAGGAGCGACACUUGUGCCAGCAACAUAUUUUGAGACAUUUGGCACUGAUGAAGGAACGGGUUUUCACUUGCUCCAAGUGUCCUAAGCGAUACACAGCCAAGCGGCAGUUGAUGAAACACGCAGAGAAGCAUAAGAAGAAUCCGUACCUGCCGUCAUUCGAGCCUCCCGUUGUAAUUGAACGGAACAACCACAGCGCGUUCAAGUGUCCGGACUGUGGCAUGGUAUUCACCGUUCGACGUGCGUAUGACAAUCACGCGCAGAGGCAUGUAAAUUUACGAAAUGGCACGUACAAGUGCGACAUUUGUGAGAAGGUGUGCGGAUCAGAAAACAAUCUGUACAAUCAUAUGCGGCGCCACCGAAUUGGCGAAAUAAAGGAAAUUUCUGAGCCGAGAGAUCUUCCGUUUGAUUGUCCCAAGUGUGAUAAGAAGUUUGGCAAGAAGCAUCUUUUGAAAAGACACACCAAAGUGCACGAGGCGAUAGAAAAGGGUCUCUACAAGUGCAAGACUUGUUUGAAGAUUCCGGUCAAGGAGUGCAUGGAGGACAAGUUCUUGGAGGAGAUUGAGAAGCUGGACUUUGAGUAUGAUCCGGAAUCGCAGCGGCUGUACAUUAACAACUGGAUGGAGAACACGACGCAUGGGGAGAUUACGGACCUGCUGAUUCCGGGCUCGAUCACGAAGAACACAAAGCUGGCUAUCGCCAAUGCUGCCUACUUCAAGGGAACCUGGCAGAGCAAAUUCAAGCCAGAGGAGACCAAGAAGGAGAUCUUUUACGUUUCGAACGAGCGCCAGGAGUUUGUCGACAUGAUGCACGUCGAGGGAACCUUCAACCAUGCCGCCACCGAUAAGCUCGGCUGCCACAUCCUGGAGCUGCCCUACACCGGCCAGGACGAAGCGUCCCGCGUUUUGAUGACAUUAUUUCCGCGUCCCGUCGACAUGAAGACCGUACUGGGCCGAGGCAUGGGCAAGCUGUUCGAAAAUUCGGCCAACUUCUCCGGCUUCUCGAAGAAAGUCCAGGUCGGCGAAGUGCUGGUAAAGUUCAAGAUCACCGUCAACGAGGAGGGCGCAACGGUGGCAUCCGCAACAGUCGAGUUCAGCUUCCGAUCGUCGCGACCUGACGAUCCAGCCAUGUUUCUCUGCAACCAUCCGUUCAUCUUCAUGUCGAACACACAAAAGUCAGAAAACUCGAAGGAGAAACCCGAAGGCUCGUCGUUCUCCUACGAAACCGUUGUAAAGGAAGAGCUGAUCAUCGAGCACGAGGAUGGACCGUUCGGCGAACCGGAUUCACCGGAGCCGGACAAUUCCAGCGAGGAAACUGCAAAGAUUGAUAGACGACGAAAGUUUGAAACCUUGCGCUGUGAAGAUUGCGACAAAACUUUUACAAACAAUUUCACGUUUUACACGCACACCCUGAGGCAUAGGAAUCUCAAGGCUUGCAAAUAUUUCUGUGAAUAUUGCAAACAGUGCUUCGGAUCACGUGCCGAUCUGGGCAAUCAUAAGCUGACCCACGAAAAGAACGAGGCCGCCAUGACGGAUUACACGCUCGCGAAGCAACGCCCCUCUAUCGACGUCCGGGAAGAGGGUGGCCUGUUCAAAUGCUCCGAAUGUGGCAGUGCCUUUGAGCAACGGUUCAUGUGCGUGCGGCACAUCUGGAGGCACAAUUUGCAGAAGCCGGAGUUUUUUGUGUGUGGGACGUGUCAGAAGCAAUUCAAUAAGAGGUCCAAUCUGGUGCGGCACGAAGCAAUGCACGAGAGAGAAAAAGCGGAACCUCCGAAGCCGAAGAAACCGCCCAAAUUUCAUUGUGAUAAAUGUCAAAGGAUGGACCAGAAAAUGCCGGGAGACGAACCAGAAUUUGAAACAGAAGUCAUUGUUAAGCAAGAGCUAAUUCUUGAUGACGAUGAGUUGGUUCCUUUGGAAGGAGAAGACGAAAUUCCACCUCCAAAGUGUCCAUUAAAUGUGUUCAAAUAUCGGUGCAAAGUUUGUGAUAUAUCAUUUGCAAACAAAAAUCAACGGAAGUCCCACGUACGAACCCAUCAUAAACCAUCAAUUUUUACGUGCGCUAUUUGUCCAAAGACCUUCAAGGAGAGGUACCUGCUCGCCAAGCACGAAAGAGCUCACGAACGAUCCAACGAAAAGGUCAUCUCUGAAUUCCCGUGCCAACAUUGCAACAAAGUCUUUCAGGUCCUCUAUCUCUACAAGCGACACUUGAGGACGCAUGGUGCGGUCCGUUUCCGGUGCAGCGUCUGUCCAAAGUCCUAUAAAGGCCGUACAACGCUGAAGAAUCACGAGCAGGUCGUUCAUAACAUUGUUGCACCAGUAGCUGACAGUCCUAAGCCCGAUCCGGAUGAUCCGAAUCACUGUAAGGAGUGCGGUAAAACUCUUCUAACGAGAAAGAGUUUCGUUGACCACAUGCGAAGGCACAAAAACCUUAAGGAAGGUGUUUUCAAAUGUAUUCCAUGCAAGAGGUCCUUUAGUAAAAACUACUUACUGGUGCUGCACGAGAAUCGUGUUCAUAAUAAAACUAACGCUGAACUGGACGAACUCGUGGAGAUUCAGUGUAAGCUAUGCAACGAAGUGUUCCGUUCUCAAACGCCCCAUUCCGACCUGAGCAGGCAUCAGAAGGAAGUUCAUAGGGUUUUGAAAGGAACUGUGAGGAACGUGGAAGGGCAGUUCGUGCCAAACCAAGACUUCCAACCCGAAGCAAUCGUGAAGGAAGGGCAGUUCGUGCCAAACCAAGACUUCCAACCCGAAGCAAUCGUGAAGGAAGAAUUGAUCAUCGACGAUGUGUUCCAGCCCUGUGAAGAAAUUGAAGAUCAGGAGUUGCCACAGGUGGAUGGUCCCACGGAACCGCAAUCAUUUCACUGCCCGGUAUGUGAUAAAUCAUUUACGUGUAACAGAAAGUACUACACGCACCAACGAAGGCACAGGGAUCAAGCUUACACGUGUAUCACUUGCAAGAAGUCCUUCAAGGAAAAGUUCGAGCUCGAUCGGCACGUCAAACAGGUGCACCGGGAGCGACCGAAGCGCGCGCCUCCUGCGAUGAAAUUCCACUGCUCCGAGUGUGCCAAAACGUUUACGCUGGAAAAGCUGUACAAGAACCACAUGGUGCGACAUGGGGAGCGCAAUUUCAAGUGCACCCUUUGUCCCAAGUCGUUUGUCCUAAAAUGUGACCUGCGAAAGCAUGAGAAAAGUGGUCAUAAGGUCUUCAAUAAAGAACCUACGGAUUGCGCUGAAAGUAAGAUGGUGGAUCCGGCUCUUCAUUGUGUGGAAUGUAAUAAAUAUUUUAUCCAGAGAGACACCUACUUGAAUCACGUGAGAAGGCAUAGAAGGCGAAAGGAGGGCGCGUUCAGGUGUGAAGCUUGUCAGAAGGUAUUUACUAAUAACUACGAGAUGACUCUACAUGAGAAUGGAAUUCAGCAUAAGAAUAACGUGAAUGAUCCGGUCAAGUGUGAUAUUUGUCAAUUGAUUCUUUCAUCAAGACGCAAGCUUGAACGGCACAAAAAGGAAUUCCAUCUCCGCUCCUCCUCUGCAUUGAAUGAUAAUAUCAAGCAAGAAACCGUGAUUGUUCCAGCUGAUAUGCAACAUAUUGGUGUUAAGAAAGAGCCAGAUGAAUCACCUUUCAAUCCAACGUAAAUUCAAAAAUGAUUUCUAAUAAAAUAAAAGAAAAUAAACAAGAUUCGAGGUCUCUAAG